UUUAGUCUCAUUUCAGUCGAAUGAAGAUGUUUACAUGUACAUCUUUCUUCUCUUUUCUCAGACACAAACGGCUCAGACAACUCCAUUCCCAUGGCUUAUCUGACCCUGGAUCACCAGCUGCAGCCUCUCGCUCCCUGUCCCAACUCCAAAGAGUCCAUGGCCGUGUUCGAGCAGCACUGCAAGAUGGCCCAAGAAUACCUGAAAGUGCAAACAGAGAUCGCCCUGCUGAUCCAGAGAAAGAAGGAGCUCAUCGCUGAACUGGACCAAGACGAGAAGGACCAGCAGAACACGUCCCGUCUGGUGCAGGAGCACAAAAAGCUGCUGGAGGAGAACAAGAGUCUGUCCACAUACUACCAGAAGUGCAAAAAACAGCUGGAGCUGAUCCGGGUCCAGCAACAGAAGAGACAGGGCACGUCGUGAUGAGACAGAGACAUUAUGAACUGCUUCUAUCCCUUCCCUCCCCGCCCGACCCCCCCCCCCCACACCACCCCUCCUCCUCCUCCCCUGCACUAUAACACUACACACUCAUGCUCUGCACACACACACACACACACACACACUGUUCCCAGUCCAGCUUUGUAAAGAGACCUGCAUUCUACUGUGUCCUGCAUGUUGUAGACCCUUAGGAGACGACGUCCUCUGUACAUACAUUUGCACAUGCUCACAGUGUCUUCUGUGAACGCAGACCAAACAAUCACUGCACCCAAACCGGAUCACCCCCCCCACCGCUGUGCUCCGGGGCGGGACCUUUUUUUUUUCUUCUUCUUCAGCGGCGGUGCGUCCCCAGAGUGUGACGGCAGGCCGGUGAGUGUGUGUUUCUUGCUCUCAGGGCCUCUGGGCUGCCUGGUCAGUGUGUGUCCACUCAGCUGACAGCCUACACCGUCCUCCAGAAUGUGAAAAGGCGUUUUUUUUUCAGCAAAAAGUGUGAAUCGUAUGCAGAAUUUUUGAGAUCCAUGAGGAUGUUUGAAACUCUACAGUGCGCGCGUGGAAUUCCCCGUUAUGCAAAAUAACACCUAAAUCAACGUAAUUUAUAUCUUUAACCUCACUUUGAGCCCUUCCACAGACCGCCAGGUUACUCCUUCGAGAUGUUUGAUGUCUUCAGCUCAGAGCAAAGAAACAUUUUUAGGUUUGUGGAUGCAGCGUCAGUAAUCUCCUCUUAAACAAAAAAAACCUAACUUCAAGAGCAAAUCCAAGGAACUGUGGAUUCCCUUUUUAUUUUGACUUCAGUAUUGUUUUUGCGUGUCGAUGUUUUUUUUUGUCUUUUCUAUUCAGUAGUUCACUUUGUAUGAUAGCUCUUGUGUCAUUUUUUUGCAUUAGGACAUAUUUUAUCUGGUCUGGGAAUGCCCUUGCGGACAAAAAUAGCGGAGCCUAUACCUCCCUAUACAGUAUCUAGUUUGUUUUUAGUUCACAUGUUGCCUUAGAAGUUGCCUGCAUUUUAAGUGCUUGUUUUAUGUGACAUUUAGUGGGGAUAAAAGCUAAAAAAAAAAAAAAAAAAGAAGAUAUUUUUAACGUAAUGGACAUUGAAUGAAAUUCCGAACGUCAGUAAGCUGAUAAUGUAAAUGUUUCCCACCAGCUUUACUUCCAAAACAUGACAUGUACUCUAAAAGAAUGUGAUUUUUUUUUUCUUGAUCUCAUUUCCCUUUUGCACAAUCACUUUGUUUUGUCUGGACAUGUACAAAUUUUAUUUCUCAUUUAUUAAGCAAUUCUGGUUUUAAAAGUGCAAGACUUGAUGAGUCUUACUUUUACAUGUGUUACUGUAGGGGAGUGAAUCUUGGCUGGUUCUCCUCGUCUGAGUUUUCUGUUCACGAAGAAUUUUACCCACACACCACACUGUUCAUGAAGUGUUUUCUAAGUUAUUGGGAUCUGAGGUACACCAUAUGACAGCGAGCAAGGCAUUAUAAAAUAAACUGAAUGGUGAAAAGAUGCA
Molecule: messenger RNA, 1927 nt
Organism: Plectropomus leopardus (leopard coralgrouper)
Lineage: Eukaryota; Metazoa; Chordata; Actinopteri; Perciformes; Serranidae
Source: RefSeq, a predicted model, not a curated record